Periophthalmus magnuspinnatus is the source of this 5252-nucleotide messenger RNA. It is a transcript of the gene rasef, whose product is annotated as RAS and EF-hand domain containing. The record is from RefSeq and is a predicted model, not a curated record. Bases 26 to 2425 code for a protein of 799 amino acids. NCBI's taxonomy places the organism in Eukaryota, Metazoa, Chordata, Actinopteri, Gobiiformes, Gobiidae. The transcript is spliced from 18 exons. Gene Ontology annotation, molecular function: calcium ion binding; GTPase activity; GTP binding.
UAGAUAGAAAUUCAAUUACAACAACAUGGACAAAGACGACCGUACAUACCUGCGUUCCUUGUUCUUUGCUUACGACCUUGAUGAUUCUGGGAAGAUAGAGAGGGGGGAAUUUUUGGCCAUCUGUCAGGAACUUUGUAUCUCCGCAGAUGAGGGGGGUCGGAUAUUUGAGGGUCUGGACGUGGAUGGAGAUGGAAGUGUCACUUUGGAGGAGUUUCUAAGAGGGUUUAAGAAACGCCGAAACCAAGAAGAUGAAGAGAUCGAACCAGAACUGGAACUACCCAAGGACAAGAAGGACAAUGUGAAAAUCAGGGGCAUGAGCGCGGAGGAGCAUGCCCGGUUACGUGCUCUCUUUGACGCGUACGACGUGGACAAGUCUGGGCGGAUCGAGAGGAGCGAGUUUUUGACCAUCUGCGCCGAACUGCAGGUGCCCACAGCGGAGGCGCAGCGGAUAUUCCAGCGGUUGGACGCGGAUAGCGACGGUACCGUGAGCCUCGGGGAGUUUGUGAGCGGCUUCCAGCAGCGCUACGGGGCCGACAUGGGCGACGCCGAGCUGGGAGACGAGUGCGCCGCCUGGGAUGGGUUCGAGAGGAGGCUCGGGGACCAGGCCAAGUUUAUCCCCAGGACAAACCAAGCGGCACUCCUGUACCAGAACCUAAGUCUGACGGAGCCUCGUCUCAUCCCACAGUUUGAGAAAGUCCUCAUGAACUUCACCAAAGAAAUUCGACAGGUCAACAAUGAGAUGGAGAACCUGGCACUGGCCAUCAAACGAGCACAAGACCAGGCCACGAUGCAGCUGAGUGAGAUGGAGGAGGAGAUGGACCAUCGUAUUCAUGCUGCAGAGAGGAAGACCAGAGAACAAGAGAAGAAGCGUGCUGAGGCCACACUGAGUGAUCUGAAGAGGAGCUAUGAGACUGAAGUGUGUGAGCUGGAGUGUAAGAUCCAGAGGAUGCAGAUGGCUGAAGAAAAGUACAAGAAUAUAGUUGUCAAAGAUGAGAGUCCAGCCCUCAGGAAGAAGAUCAAUGAACUGAUGCUGGAGAACCAGCGUCUUAAACAGGAGCUGCUGAGGUCUCAGACUAAAGUGUCAUGUCUCCAGAGUGAGAUGGACUCUCUGAAAACCGAACUCACCGAUCAGAGCAUCAACUAUGAACGAGACGAGGAGCUGAUGAAGCAGUUUGCAGAUGAGCGAGACAUCCUGGAGGGUCAGAUCGAGAUACUGCAGACGGCCAACAGGAAGCUGCAUGACAGUAAUGAUGGACUUAGGGCUGCUCUGGAGAGGGUCACCAAGUCUUCUAAUGGCAGCUCACCAGACAAGAACAGGAGCAAAAGCAUCUGCUACUCCUCCCCCAACACCAUCAUCGAGAGAUUCUGCCAGCGUUUGGAUGACUACCCUCUGUACCAGCGCAGACCGAGCUGUGACUCUUUGGCUCUGGCCCUGUGCGACCCAGGGCUGAGGAGAAGGAGGGACAGCAGUGAGUGUGAGGAGGACAGCCUACCCGAGGUGUUCACUGACAGCGGACUCUCCACGCUCAGGGGGUCUCACAUGGGGGCGGAGUACGACAGGGGGUGUCUGGAGGAAGAGAUGGAGGAAGAGGAGGAGGAGAAAGAAGAGAGGAGGACAGGGAACAACAGAACAGGAGACAGUAUCAUGGAGGAGACAGAGACCAUGGAUGCAGAGUCGGCCAUCGGCUCUGACAGCAGCUCAGUCCUGGAUUGGAAACCUGCAGAUACGUCCAGUGUGACCGCUCCAGAACCCAAAGUGAGGAGGACUCUCAGCGCCAUACAUAUACAGAAGGAGGACAUGGACAGUACAGACUUGGGCUACAUGACCUCGGAGAAGGCAUUCCGGAUCGUUUUGGCUGGAGAUGCUGCUGUGGGAAAGUCCAGCUUCCUGCUCCGACUCUGCAAAAACGAGUUUAAAGUCCAUUCCAGCACUACACUGGGUGUUGACUUUCAAAUGAAGACUUUAAUUGUGGAUGGGGAGCCUACAUUACUUCAGAUCUGGGACACAGCGGGACAGGAGAGGUUUCGGAGCAUUGCCAAAUCGUAUUUCCGCCGUGCAGAUGGUGUCCUGCUGUUGUACGAUGUCAGCUGUGAGAAGAGCUUUCUAAAUGUGCGUGAAUGGGUCGAUAUGAUCGAGGAUGUGUCUCCAGAGGACAUUCCCAUAAUGCUCGUGGGAAACAAAUGUGACCUGAGACAGGAGGGGCUCACCUGUGUGUCCAACACCUACGGAGAAAAACUGUCUAUGACAUACAGCACCCUGUUCUGUGAGACGAGCGCUAAAGACGGCUCCAACGUUCUGGAAGCAGUUCUACAUCUGGCCAGACAGAUCAGAAAGUACCACGAGAAUGUUCAAAUCACUCGGUACCAGUCUCUGCCCAGUCUGGCCGCUCCAAGGAAGAAACCACAAUUCUCCUGCUGCACUUGAUUCACAACGCACCAAAAACAUGGACUAUUUUAAUCAAUGCACAACGGGAAUGUCUGUUCGACAAAUGGCUUGAACUCUGCAUCUUAUUUUCAGUGAUUUUGUCAAGUUUAAAGAUACACUAUGUAAUCUUCUCUGAUGUCUGUCACGCUUGGCUCCAUGGAGAUGUUAUUGCUUUGUCUGAAAGUUUCACAGUGUGGCAUUAUACUUUAAUUCAUAUUUUUUCUGCAUAUGUAAUUGAAUGCUGUGAGCUCAGUUGGCAUUUCAUCAUUCUGACCUUUUACUUGGCCGUGUAUAAUACCGUACGGUGGAACAUUCCAGGCGUAACAAUAACCUCUCCAUGGAGACAAACAGGUCCACCAAAAAAGUUACAUGGAGCACCUUUUAAAUGUAACUGUUUGAUGGGCCUAGAUUAUUUAACUUUAAAUGUUCCUUUUCAGUUGAUUGCUUCUUAUUCUAGGCAAAGUUAUGCAAAAAUAAGGUAAGGAAAUGGCACUUAUCUUUCUGAAAAAAAAUUAUCUUUUAUCUUUUUAUCAUUAGUAACUGUAAGCUUCCACACUACGGCAUUAAACCUGUCAUGGAGACGAGCGACAGCACCAGCUCAAGUUACAGGUCUGAUCUUUGGCAAUAAAAACACUUGUCCAUCUUGCAUUUACUCAAUUACAAGUUUAAUGCCGUAUUGCAGAACAUUCUAGGCAAUUCAAUAACUCCCCCCACUAGAAGUUAUACAAUAAAUAUUCUACGACCUAAAUAAGCUAUUAAAAAUUUCAUCCAAAUCAAAACUCUAAUUGAGAUUAAUAUUUUAAAUGUAUUUUUAAGUAAGCCAGUUUAGACCUCCCUCCCAGCUGAGACCAACGCGAUCAUGUUUGACACACUAUUUUAUUUCAUUUUUACAGUUUUAAAUUUUCAGUGUUUACAGUCAACAUUUUUAACUGCAUUUCAAGACAACUGAAUGGUUUAAGUAAGUGGACAGAAACUGAAAGAUGAACUGUUUUAAUAAUUUUCCAUUUUCACAGUUCAGUUAGAAAGUUCUGAGAAUUUUAAAGAGAAGGGGUAUUGUGCAAUUUUUUUAGACAUAAUUCCAGUUUAUCAUUAAUAAUAAAUACACUCUUACAUUACGUUCAAGUUCGUCAGUAUGCCAGAUAGUCUUUUUAAAUAUAUUUUUAUUGGUUUUACUUUUUUGUUGUCAAAAUUAUGAAAAUGGUCAAAUUACUUUUAAUUUCAUAAUAAUCUUGGAACAAACAGUUUGCACAAUAUUAGAUUAGAUUAGACUAGUUUUUAGAAAUGAUAGUGAUAAUGUGGCACUUGAUUUGAUUACCUGAAGAUGACCUUUGACCUAAGAGCACGGAAUUAUGGGAAGUGAAGUUUUGCAGUUUUACCACUUUUUCAAUGCUACCUUACAGUGUUAUUUUUAUGUCUUAAUGUCCAAAAUGUUCAUUAUUUUAGAUUGAUUUUAUGAAAGUAUGAUAAAUAUACUAAAUAAAUAAAAGUAUAUAAAAUGCUAUUCUGUUGGAGAAUACCACUUUACACUAAACAUAUGUCUCUUUAAUAAAACAUGAACAAAGACAAGUGCAUGUGACAGAUCCAUAUAUUUUUCUGAUUAUGACUUGGUUUGAUUGGAUAGUACUUGUGUUAAAUAUAUUUUAGUUUACAUCAGUUAGUGGAGCUUUGUGAAGAAAAUUAGAAAACAAAAACAGGAAGUAGCGGUGAGUUAAACAGAAUUCCUCUACCUCUAUAUCAUUAGCACAAACAAACCAAAAAGGCAGGAACAACUUGCACAUGGGAAAUAUUUUUUGACAGUUUAAACAGUGAUUUAAGAAAAUAAAGGUGGUGUAAUUUUUGUCUUAAGCAUAACUGUUGUGUAAUUUUGACAUGUUAACAUCAUUUUGCCUUGUUAACAUCAUGGUUGCUAGGUAACAUACCACUGCAUAUGUCACAUCUGCUGUCUGUGUCCAACCAGGAAGUAAAAUUAUAAACUUCACCGAAAUUAAAAAAAUAAAAAAGACUACACAAGAUUUUGAUGUUAACUAUGUUUUGGAGGAAUAACCUAACCCAGAGUUGUGUUUUAUUUCAUUCGCAUGUUUAACACACAAACCCUGCAUAUUUAGGCUGAGUUCUUCUUUCAAACAGAAAACACUUGGUUCCACCUUGUGAUGUCAUGUGGCACUCCACUGUGUUUUUAAACUCCACACACCUUCACGAGAAUCAUUUGGAUAAUUCCAGCCCUGAACUAAAGCUAAAAGGAGCUUUAACAUGAAAACUACUGCUUCAUGACAUCACAAGGCAGAAUAGAGCAUUUUGACCUUUGGAGAUGUAGACUGACUAAUCAGUUUUGUUUCAUUCACAUGUUUGAGUAACUUAACUCUGGGGAUGUUUUUGAUGAAGUAUCAACAUUAUAACAUGACUAAAAGCUCACAGAUCAAUUUUCCGUAAUAUAGGACCUUUAAAGGGUUAGGAGUUAAGGACAGGGUUAGGUCAUUUAGCCUGAAUCAUUCUUAAUACACCUCUUCAAUAUGAUUCUUUGUUCAUGCGUUAUUAAGGCUAAGUAAAGUGACUGUUGUUUACAAAAUUUAUAUGCAAUAUUUCAAAUACAUGGAAGCUAUGAUUUUACAAUUGAAAUGUAUUGGGUGAGUUAGCACAUUUUUGCCCAUUGUAAAUGAUGUAAAUAUAUGUUAAUCCGGAUUAUUACAAUAGAAAUAAUUAUAAUUAGUCAGCUUGUUCUAUCACAAAGUAGGAGACUGUUGUACUACUUCCUACCUGUAGGUGGAGUCGUGAGCUAUUGUAAAUCCUGUUUACAAAACUGCAAAAUAAAGACAGAAAUGACUACAUU